AUGCAGACUGCUUCUACAAACAUUUGUGAAAGAAUGGGUCGCUCUCAGGAGUUCAGUAAAUUCAAGUUUGGUACCGUGAUAGGUUGCCACCUGUGCAAUAAGUUCAUCCAUGAAAUUUCCUUCCUACUAAAUAUUCCACGGUUAACUCUUAGUGGUAUUAUAACAAAGUGGAAGCAACUGGGAACAACAGCAACUCAGCCACAAAGUGAGCGGGGUGAGCACAUGCUGAAGCGCACAGUCUUCAGAAGUUGCCAACUGUAUGCAGAGUCAAUAGCAAAAGACUUCCAAACUUUGUGUGGCCUUCAGAUUAGCACAACAGUGCAUAGAGAGCUUUAUGGAAUGGGCUUCCAUAGUUGA
Molecule: messenger RNA, 357 nt
Organism: Staurois parvus
Lineage: Eukaryota; Metazoa; Chordata; Amphibia; Anura; Ranidae
Source: the annotation of a GenBank genome assembly